This is a messenger RNA of Brassica rapa (field mustard), 3345 nucleotides long. RefSeq names its product lysine histidine transporter-like 6. Lineage: Eukaryota; Viridiplantae; Streptophyta; Magnoliopsida; Brassicales; Brassicaceae. The record is from RefSeq and is a predicted model, not a curated record.
CCAUUGUCAAACUAGGAUUUAAAUGCAUCUUCAUUAUCAUUUUUUUUUUGUUUCAUUAUGCGGCUAGAGUUAUAGAUCCCAUUCCAUUUAGUAUUUGCUCACAUAUCAGUUAUCACUAUCCUAGCUAGCUCCGCUCCACCUUAACUUCAGAUUCUGAAGUAAAGCACAAAACAGCUUCUUAUGUUGUAGCCUUGUUGCCAUUUUCCUUUCUUUGGGGUAUCAGUCUAUCAGAUCUCCUUUUGUUGCUCCGUGAAAUUCACCAUUUUGAAUUUGAAUUGUUACUAUUUCAAAAAUAAGAAGCUAGACCACAAUUAUUGAUAAGUUGUCUAAAAAACAAAGAAAACUUAAUGAUUGAUAUUUGAUAAGACAGAGUAACUAUGAUGCGCACUAAAACUAAAUCGACUGCCUUUUUGAAUUCAAGACGACAAACACGACUUCUCUUCUCCACUCCUGAGCACACUCCUUGUCCAAAGCCAAUGUGAGUUUACUUGAGGUGGUAGGUCCUAUUCACGUGGCACAUUAUAGUUUUGAUAAAAGAUGUAAAAUCGUUGUACCAAAAGUCAAGCCAUUAUACAAAUUCAUCGCAGCCUUAGAUUUUCUCGAUCGAAUCAUGCGAACAUAACCAAAGGCCCUUUUCUUAAAAGAUGUUUCAAGGAAAGAAAAUUCCAGCGCUGAUAAUUUCUGUGUAUUAUUUAAUUCCCACAAGCUUGAAGUUCAAGAGUAAUGGCACCAUGUGGGAUCAGGAAAAGCAAAGAUGCAAAUUGAUAAAUACAAUAUUAGAAAAGCCAAAAAGCUGAUUUUCAAAGUUUUCCACUCUUUUUAUAGCUAAUACUUCUCUAAAUAGAGACGCUUUAACUCUUUGUGGGUGUGGUUGGUGGGCUGUAUCACUCUUUUAAGAUUUUAAAGAUUUAUUCUCUUAGUAAAAUUAUCUAUUCAAAAUGACAAGUAAAAAGCCUAAUCAACCGUAAGAAUGAGUCCAAACAAAAUGAAACGUGAAUCUUUGCACUACAUUUAUUUUGUAUGAUUAUGUAACUGCAUGUUCCGUAUCUGGCGUCGUACGUACUACAAACAUGAAUUGUAUGACAACAACAACAACAAAAAACAUGACUUAUGACAAAGAUUUGAGAAAAGAAGAAAACGUCAAAAGAUGUAGAUGAAGAUAUAUCUAAUGGAAAUCUCGCAUUGGUUACAAAAUCGAUAUAUGUCUAUUAACUCUAACUUGUGAUAGUGUGUUGUGGUAUCCAUAGCUCAAUAUGUAUCUUUUGAUUUCUUACACAUUUCUUGGAUUUGACAAGUUACACGUUUCGAAAUUCAGACAACUUCACGACUUUAAAUGAUCACCGUGCGGAAAAAAUAAAGCCCUUCAAAGUGCAUUUAAUUUACGUAAGAUUUUAAAGAAAAUUAAAUAUAUUUUAUACUCUUUCCGUUUCAUAAAGAUAAAUUUUUUAGCAUUUUUAUACAUAUUAAAAAACACAUUAAAUCACUAUAAUAAAUAUAUUAUUUUCUACAAUUUUUAAUUUUUAAUAAUUUUUAACCAAUAUCAAUUCAAUAAAGUCAAUUAUUUUUUUGAAGUUUAUAAUUUUUUUUAUAGAAAACACAAAAUAUUUAUCUUUGUAAAACAAUUUUUUUUUAAAACACAUGUCUUGAAACGGAAGGAUUAUUAUUCAUUUAUAGUUUAUUUUCAUAUAAACAAACUUUCUUUGGACAAAAUAAUAACUCAAAGCACCACAUAAAAGCUUAGUUUUUUUUUUUUUUUGAAAAAAGGGCUCAUAAAAGCUUAGUUAUCUCCUUAUAUUAAGGGAAUUGAGAUCUAUCUCACUAUACUGCAAAAAGACACACACACACAAUGGUCUCUGCUUCUCCCAUUUCUCCUUCUAAGGAAACUGAUCGAAAGUCCGGUGAGAAAUGGACGGCGGCAGAACCAUCACGACCUGCCAAGUGGUGGUACUCCACCUUCCACACCGUCACGGCUAUGAUCGGUGCAGGAGUUCUCAGCCUCCCUUAUGCCAUGGCUUACCUUGGCUGGGGACCAGGGACAUUAAUGUUGGUACUGACAUGGGGACUGACCCUAAACACGAUGUGGCAGAUGGUACAGCUCCACGAGUGCGUACCGGGAACCCGGUUUGACCGGUAUAUUGAUCUAGGCCGGUACGCUUUCGGCCCAAAACUCGGCCCAUGGAUCGUCCUCCCGCAACAGCUCAUUGUUCAGGUCGGGUGCUGCAUUGUUUACAUGGUGACUGGUGGCAAGUGCUUGAAGCAGUUCGUGGAUGUCACGUGCUCCACCUGCACUCCAGUGCGACCAACGUACUGGAUCCUCGCCUUCGGUGGGGUCCACUUCCUCCUCUCCCAGCUCCCUAACUUCAACUCCGUCGCCGGCGUCUCCUUAGCUGCCGCAGUCAUGUCCCUCAGCUACUCGACGAUAGCGUGGGCAGGAAGUAUCGCACAUGGAAGACUGCCUGACGUUAGCUACGGUUACAAAGCUACGAGUCCAAGUGAAUCCACGUUCCGAAUCUUCAAUGCCUUAGGUCAGAUCUCAUUCGCUUUCGCGGGUCACGCGGUGGCUCUAGAGAUCCAAGCAACGAUGCCUUCGACUCCUGAGAGACCAUCAAAGGUGCCCAUGUGGCAAGGAGUGAUGGGAGCUUACUUUGUCAACGCCAUUUGCUAUUUCCCGGUAGCUCUAAUCUGCUAUUGGGCCUUUGGUCAAGACGUAGACGACAAUGUGCUGAAUAAUCUACAGAGACCAGCUUGGCUUAUUGCUUCUGCUAAUCUCAUGGUUGUUGUUCAUGUCAUUGGUAGCUACCAAGUGUUUGCUAUGCCUGUCUUUGAUCUCUUGGAGAGGAUGAUGGUUAAUAAGUUUGGUUUUAAGCAUGGAGUUGUUCUGAGGUUUUUCACUAGAACUAUCUAUGUCGCGUUUACAUUGUUUAUUGGAGUGAGUUUCCCCUUCUUUGGAGACCUUCUAGGGUUCUUUGGAGGAUUUGGCUUUGCACCCACUUCCUUCUUUCUCCCAAGUAUAAUGUGGCUUAUCAUCAAGAAACCAAAGAGAUUCAGUAUCACGUGGUUGGUCAACUGGAUCUCCAUCAUCGUAGGGGUGUUCAUAAUGCUGGCAUCAACAAUUGGAGGACUGAGGAACAUCAUUGCAGAUUCUUCGGCUUAUAGAUUCUAUGCUUAGUAUUGAAUUGAGAGAACUUAUACACUAAAUUAUUGAUCAUUGGGUCAUCUAAUUAUAAGUGUAGGACUAAACCAUAUAAAAUGGUCAGGCGUGUCGAGUUAGAGAUCUGCUACUUUUUCAAUAAAACAUAAAUGCUAGUUCAAUAUUUAUCUUCAAUGCGAUUGAUCUUUCAUCCA